CGCCAAACAAACGCAACGUAACUCGCGCGUGCCUCCAAAAAACACACACACAAAAAAAGAAAACAACAAAUAAAAAACGUACAAAAACAACAAGAGCAGCAAAUCGCAGAAAUCGCAGCAAAAUAACAAACCAAGUCGAAACCAAAAAACACCAAAACACCACACAACAAAAAAUUAAUUUUUUUUUACAAAUUUUUUUUUUUGCACAACAAAUGCCUUAAACAAAAUUAACAACAAAUAAAGAAAUCGCGUUAAAAUUUUAAAACAAAAAAGUUUGGCACUAAAAAAGCAAUAGCAGUCAAGUGAAGCUCAAAAGGUGAAGUUCCAGUAAUAACGAAAACAACAACAGCAGCAAAACCAAAAAGCAACAUCAACAAGAGGAGAGCAGAAGCUUGAACAAGAGCUAAAAGGGUACUUUAAUAACAACGACAACAUGGGAAAAAAGAGCUCCAAAUUGAAACAGGAUACCAUCGACCGUUUAACAACUGACACAUACUUUACGGAAAAAGAAAUACGUCAAUGGCACAAAGGAUUUCUGAAAGACUGUCCGAAUGGUUUACUCACAGAGCAAGGUUUUAUUAAAAUCUACAAGCAAUUCUUCCCACAAGGCGAUCCUAGUAAAUUUGCUUCGCUCGUGUUUCGUGUUUUCGAUGAGAACAAUGAUGGGUCAAUCGAGUUCGAAGAGUUCAUACGCGCCUUAUCCGUCACAUCGAAAGGAAACCUGGACGAGAAACUGCAGUGGGCUUUUCGCCUUUACGAUGUCGACAACGAUGGUUAUAUAACGCGUGAAGAAAUGUACAACAUUGUGGAUGCAAUCUACCAGAUGGUGGGUCAGCAACCGCAAUCGGAGGAUGAAAAUACGCCGCAGAAGCGUGUGGAUAAGAUAUUCGAUCAAAUGGAUAAGAAUCAUGAUGGAAAAUUAACAUUAGAAGAAUUUCGUGAGGGUAGUAAAGCUGAUCCACGUAUAGUUCAGGCGUUAAGUUUAGGUGGUGGUUAAAAUGAAUAUUAAAAUAUAUAUAUAUAGAGACAGAGAGAAACGCGCAACAAACUAUUUAUUGUAACAACAACAACAACAACAGCAACAGCAGCAGCAGCAGUAACAAUAAUAGCAACAACAAAAACAACAACAACAACUAAAAACAACGUUAAUAACAGAGCAAAACAAAAACAACAAUAAAAACGCAAAAAAAUCGCAGCUAAAAGUUUCUUGAAAUAGAACGUAAACAUAACAGGAAAUGCUUUUGGUUUUUGACUUAACAUUUUACACUCUGGUAAAUAAAUAAAAGAAAAAAACAAAAAACAAACCGUUAAAGCAAUCAGAAAUCAGAAUCGCCAACAACAAAAGUUUCAAUAUAUAACAAAAAAAGAAAAACCAAAAAACAAAAAUAAAUAAUAAUGAAAAAGAUUUAAUGCCGAUUUCGCGCGUCGAUUAACAUUCAAAAUGAUAAUAAUUUUUUGAUAUAUACGAAUAUGAAAAAUGAAAGACAAAAUUCAAAUUUAUUAUAUAUAUAAAUUAAUUAUAUACAUAUGCAUACCAAAAGUGUAAGCAUACUUAUAUACAUACAAAAUGUGGCUAUAAUUCAAAUCGCGGCGUAGUCAGAACGCAGUUCAUAGCGGUAUAAUGUGAAAGUAAAAAAAAAAACAAGAAAACAAAAUAAAUUCAAUAAAUAAUUAAUUAAUUGAAUAUGAAACUGCGAAACAAAUUAUUAGUAAAUAGAGAAACAUCAACAAAAAAUUAAAAAAUAAAUAACAAAAAAUCAAUGGCACAUUUAAAACAAAGUAAUCGAAAAACCAAAACGAAACGUAAAAAUAAACUUAAAAAUAAAAAUAUAACAAAUAACGAGAGCAGCCUUCGAAAUAUUUUUAAAAAUUGAUUAUAAAUGCUAAAAACGAAAAAAGCAAAAAUGAAAAAAAAAAAAAAAUUGAAAAUAAUUUAAAGCAAUACUUAAGCAUUGUUGAUAUACGAAAGCAAAAUAAUAUACCAUACAUGCAUACUUAUAUAGAGAUAAACCGAUAUAUGUAUAUGUAUACAAUACACCUUAUAAGGAUUAUAUGCGCGACAACAACAACAACAACAACAAUCAACAACAACAACAACAAUAGCAGCAGCAGCAGCAGCAACAACUAACAAAUUACAAUAGCAGCGGCAAAAAUUAAUAAAAAUAUUCAUAAAAAAAAGCAAGGCAUUUAUCAAUGACAGUUGCAAAGCAGCGCAAAACUUAACGCAAUAUUUGUAAUUAGGCAAAAACACACAAAAUUUCCACACUCUUAUAUUCACACACAUACACACAAACAUAUGCACACAUUGACAGAAUUUCACAAAAACGCAUUCUAUAAAAAUGCCAAGAGAAUAUUCUGAAAUUUCUGAAAAUUUGUUUUUUUUUUUUUUAAUUGUUUUUGUUUUGCGCCACUUUUACCGUGACAAUAGCCUAAAAGAAAGAGACAACAUAACAAACAAAAAAUAAACAAAAAAAAGAAACAACAAAAACACAUAGUUUAUGAUAAACAAAACGCAUAUAAACAACGCACCGCAACAACAAACAAAUAAACAUCAAACAACUACAAGCAAAAAAAAAAAAACGAAA
This is a messenger RNA of Drosophila nasuta, 2585 nucleotides long. RefSeq names its product frequenin-1. Bases 434 to 997 code for a protein of 187 amino acids. Gene Ontology annotation, molecular function: calcium ion binding; calcium sensitive guanylate cyclase activator activity. The record is from RefSeq and is a predicted model, not a curated record. The transcript is spliced from 8 exons. NCBI's taxonomy places the organism in Eukaryota, Metazoa, Arthropoda, Insecta, Diptera, Drosophilidae.